UCGACCGUCAAAACUCUGUUCAUUCCUGUUCAUUCCAUCCCAACUCUAUUAUCAGAUUAGAGUUAAAGUUAAAGCAAAAAGUAUAUUGGAAAGCAAGACUUCAACCCUUUCUUCCAAGUUACUUUUACCUUAGUUUCAACAUCUCCAUCUACUCCUUCCACAUCUACCUAGUGCCUACCUUUUAAUCUCUUACCCUUUCAAACUUCUGUCCUCGAUCCUUCAAUCUUCGGUAUUACAAAGUACGACAUAUACAUUUACGACUAUUCUAUCCAAUCUCAUCCUGCUUAUCUUAUUUCCAAGACACCGGAUUCGAGAAAGGUUUAUCUCCAACCAUUGUACUGUGUAUUCACUGCAUUGUUAUCUGAACAAAGUUUCGGAGAAAUCAAUUGGUGGACCGAGCACUUGUCAAUCAUCCAAUAACCCGCCACAACAUACAAAAGAGUCAAAUAGAAUCAGAAUCCCGCCAUUAUUCAUUAUAUCUCUUUUCCCUUUUCCCUCUACGACACCCGAAGUCAUACAGUUAUAACAAAUACAUAAUAAUCCUCCGACUUACGACGCCAUCAACCAUCCAUUCAUAUUCCAUUUAUCAUUAAUCAAUUGAAUAUAACGUGGUUUUAAGUCAACGUAAGAUCAUUUCUCGUCAAACGGAAAUUGAUCUUUUGGUCCUACCAGAGCUUCCCAUUUCCGAGGCUUUGAUUGUAAGGCCUACGAUAACCGCAUCAUCAACCUACCUUUUUCUCUAGGAGGCGUACAACAAAUCGCCGCCAUUCGGUUGCUUUUAUCUUGAAUCGGAUAUCACCGAUAAGCGUCAGAAAUAACAUUUCGCAAACUUCCCAUCCUUCUCCUUCAACUCAACCUUCAAACCUGAAAGUGAAAUUCAUGUUCUUCGAAACAAAUCAACAGACUUUCUACCCUCCUCCUGCUAACACUUACGACUUGACAACGGAGAAAUCGAAAGUCAUGGCAACCGAUUUCGCAAUGCCUGUACAACAGUUCAACACAUCUCCUUCCCAAUAUACUCUGUACAACAGCCACCAAAUCUCCCCAACAAAUACCACACCUUCAACUCCCAAUAAUGCUUCACCUACUUCCCCAAGAAGUGGACUUCCAAAUUAUCUACCAACACAUAUAAGACAGUUGAGACCACCCAAGUCUCCAUUGUAUGUGCCAGCUGUUUUGCGACCCACCGAUCCACCCAAGAGAAUGAUGAGACAAUCACCACUCACUCCACCACAAAGUAUGCAUAGCAGCUUCGAUGAUUUGGAGAACGCGACAACAUUGACACGAAGAUCGACUGGAGAGAGUGGAAAGUUUGGAUUGGGCGCAAUAACUGAAUGUGAAUGGAAUGUCGAAGGACUUGGAAAGGUGACAGCUUUGCCAACGAGAAAUCACUGGAAGGUAUGUUAGCAAAAUUUUCCCAUAUUUAUUUUUCCAUGUCAUUUUGAAGCAAAUGGCGAAGCUGCAAAACUGCAAGAAUAUAAACAAAAGCUUGUUAUUCUCAAGAGGUUUUGGGGCACUGCAGGUAUUUGUAACUUGUGCAAACAAAUGUUGCAAUACCUUGGUGGAUAUUACGUGCUUGGAUUCCGCAAUGGACAAAUCAUCCAUGUCCAAUAAAUGCAAACAAUUCCUCAUCCCUUGGCGGGUCGCGUGCUUCAAAAUUAUCCACCUUGCAUCCCAACAUCUUCAAAUUCUUACUUUAUAAAAUCUACAAAAAUGGGACGCUAACCUUUUCUUCAGCCUGAUUCCAAAUCCUCCAUUUGUGAUGAAACAACCUGUACAAAAUACUUCACCUACUUUACAAGGCGGCAUCAUUGUCGGCGUUGCGGAAACAUCUUUUGCGAUCAACAUUCUGGUUACUCAGUUCCACUUGACCAAGAUGCCAGUUAUCAUCCAAAGGGUACACCAAGCCGCUCAUGCGAACACUGCUACAAUGGUUAUAGAAGUUGGUCCGUUGCACGAUCCAGUCGAUCCAAUAGCGAAAGUUCUCAAGAAGAACCUACAACUCCAGUUGUCAAUUGCAUCAGAGGCAGAGUAGUUGAUAAUCUUCUCGGUGAACAAUUGAAAGGUCCAGCUGAGAGUCUUCCUGCAAGUGUCCCAAGAGACUGGCACUGGAGCACCUUUUAAUCGAAUCAUCGAAAUUUACACAUACAUUUGGACGUUACGAAUUCGACGAAUUCCCUUUAUUUGAUACCAUAUUAACGACAAGAAACGGCCUAUUUGAUUGAGAUGUAAGAACAUACAACAAGAGUCUUCAGACAAUAACGGCAACAACUUUUUCAACAGUCCAAAGUUUACUUGCUCGUUUAAUUUAGCGUUGCUAGUCUACUGCUUCAUCGCGUUUGAAUACUCCAAGAUUCACUUUACAUCUCGAUAUUUCCUUGCCAGAGCCUUUGUGCUUGAGCAAUCUUUUACUUGCUUUAUUCGUCUUUGAUUUUUUGACAAGUUCUUGAGCAAAGAUCUUCCUAUACAUCUUAGAUUAAUGAUUUUUUUUUUUAAGUUUGCUGUUGUUUUAGCGUGGGGUUUUGAUACAAUCAUUCGCCUUUUAUAUCAUCUAGACUUUGAUAUUGGUGAAUGAAUGGGAAGAUUUAGGAGUUUUUAUCUGAGGGAGUGAUUUUAAUGAAUGGCGUUUUAGGCAGGAAUGAAUGGAAUGGAAUGGAAUGAUCAUUAUGGGUAUGGAUAUGGGUGAAUGAAGAUAGGAUGGAUGGUGGAGUGAUACCGCGGGAAUGAUAUGAUAUGGAAUGGGAUUGAUGGUUGGGUUUUGGGUGAUUGGCAAUUUAUGAGAUGAGGAGAACAGAGGAGUGGAGUUAAGGAAGA
Molecule: messenger RNA, 2814 nt
Organism: Sclerotinia trifoliorum
Lineage: Eukaryota; Fungi; Ascomycota; Leotiomycetes; Helotiales; Sclerotiniaceae
Source: the annotation of a GenBank genome assembly